Dicentrarchus labrax (European seabass) is the source of this 2417-nucleotide messenger RNA. RefSeq names its product nematocyst expressed protein 3-like. The coding region runs from base 770 to 1528 and encodes 252 amino acids. The record is from RefSeq and is a predicted model, not a curated record. NCBI's taxonomy places the organism in Eukaryota, Metazoa, Chordata, Actinopteri, Moronidae. The transcript has 5 exons.
GAUGAUGAUGAUGAUGAUGAUACAACACGUCAAGCUCGGCCUUCCCAAUGUGAAUUUAAGAGGUAAGUGAUACAUUUGAAAUUGGUAAAAGUCCAUGGUGCCGUAUGAGUUAUGUAUAAGGUUGUAAUAACAUGUUGAAUAACUAUGAUGUAAUGUGUUGUGAAUUAUCUUGUGUGUGAUGUGCUGUAAUUAAUCUAUGUGUCAUGUAGGUCUGAAAUUAAGUUGUCCAGCUCCCCUAGCCAGUGGGAGAAGAUAGCACUGGCUGUCUCUGUAGUCCACUGUAUGUUGUCAGUUUGUGUUAUGAAAUCCUGGUCCGGGAAAGCUGAGAAAUGUGUAUAGUGUUUUAUUAUGUGAUUAUUGAUUAUUGCCAGAUUGUGCUGUUCUAUUGCUGGUAGAUGUGGUGAAUGGUUGAUAAUAGGAACGAUUAUGGAAGCAUUAGGGAAGGCCGAGCAAGCCUUGUUGACCACAGUUCUGAGCUGUUUCACAGAGGUGUUGUGGGGAUCCUGAGCCCUGUUAUUUAGGCCCACCGAGAGGAUCAGCACUUUUGGGUUUCUGUUAAUUGGUGUUUUUUCCAGAAUCUUCCAGAAAUGAUAGAAGGAGGCUCCCGGGUAGCUGUCAGCCUGGACAAAAGGGUGGUUAAAUUUGGGGAUUCUGUGUAUGUUUGAAUCCCCCAGUAUGGCAAUUGGUUUAUUAAUUUUGAAUUCCCAGUCCCGCAGCUUGCGGUUGUCUCUGGCCUGAUGGUAAGUGGGGUCAGAGGCUGUGUCUGCGCAUGCGCCCGCGCCCCGGUGGGGAGAGCCCCUCGGCUCGGUACGUCUCCCCGGCAGGUGUAUUUUUGGAAUGGAUUCUGUGUUACACCGGGGAGCCGCCUCUGCCUCAGUGGGUGCGCUCUCCCCACCCUGAUGUGAUCUGGGCGCGGGCGCCGGGAGAUGGAAGGUGCCGUUUAAUACUGACCCCAGGCCAGACUCUGCAUGAACGCAGGCUGACAGCAGUCCUCGGGAGCCAUGGCAUUCACCGUCCUCUGGGGGCAGCGCCUGUGGGGGGAAGUAGGAGGCACACCAAGAGGAGCAAGGCGAUGAUGAGGGACACCAUCGCCAUUGCAGUCCCGGGGCCCAGCGCUUCCCAGACUGCAGCGGAGCCCCUGCCUGCCCCACGGACUGUGCUGCAGCAGCCUGAGCAGCCAGACCAGCCCCUCCAGCACCGCCUGCCUGCGGACGCUUCUGGUCUGGCUGCCACCAUCAGAGGGCCGCUGGCCCCGGAGCUAUACGACCUCAUCGUCGCCAGCUCCUCAACUGCCACCACCUCCUCCUCCUCCUCAGCCACCCCACAAGCCUCCACCAGUGUCAGCGCGGACGCCGUCCGUCCACCAGUGCCAGCGCAGACGCCGUCCCGUCCGCCAGCGCAGAGGCAGGUGUCACCCCCUCCACAGCCACAGCUGCCACUGCUCCACCAGUGCCUAGAAACACUGCCUGGAGGCGCAAGCUCCAGGAGGAGAAAGAGCGUCGUGCCCGGGAGCUGGGAGAAUAUAUGAAACCAGCAAAGAAGGUCUCCCACUUCAACUGCAGGCACUGUGGCCAACCAAAGACGCGGGCGUUUGGCCACAGCCGCUACAAGACGGAGACCUUCUGCUCCCGGGCCGACGGGAAAGGGAGAACUGUGGAGCAGUGGCUGGCAGAGGUGAAGGGGCGUGAUGGUGCAGCCCCCCCCUCCCUGAGCGAACACUUUGUGUGUGUGUGUGUGUGUGAGUGUGUGAUGGGGCAGCUCCCCCUCCCUGAGCGAACACUUUGUGUGUGUGUGUGUGUGUGUGUGAGUGUGUGUGAUGGGGCAGCUCCCCCUCCCUGAGCGAACACUUUGUGUGUGUGUGUGUGAGUGUGUGUGAUGGGGCAGCUCCCCCUCCCUGAGCGAACACUUUGUUUGUGUGUGUGUGUGUUUGGGAGGGAGGGAUUUGUAAAUAUUGUGUAUAUAGUGUAUUUAGUUAGUCAGUUGUGUUUGUUAAAUUAAUAUUAUGUAUAUAGUUGUCAUAUAUAAGUUAUACCUUUUUAUUUGUCCCACAAUGGGCAAAUUCCAAUAUCUAUAUAGUUGUAUAUAGUUGUCUUAAUUGUUUUAGUUUAAAUAAACUUUUCUUUUUUUAAACCAAUGCUUUCUCCUGCUUCUUUCUGCCUUUAAGAAAUUAAAUAAAUAUAGGGAAGACUAGGUAUCUAGAAUAGGUGCCUGAUAUCAGUAAAUCCCCACAAGUUACAGUCACAAUACAUCAUUCCCUCUCCUCACUUGAAACUAGGGUCAAGGGGUCAACCAGGUCAGGUUCAAAGGCUUACUUAGAGACUAGGUGAGAAUUGGCCUUUUACAAGUGGACAUUGUAAAACAACAGGGGGUGCCGAGGGGCCUUCACUUCUCACCUCCUGGCUUCCUGAUUAAAACAA